Molecule: messenger RNA, 801 nt
Organism: Prunus armeniaca (apricot)
Lineage: Eukaryota; Viridiplantae; Streptophyta; Magnoliopsida; Rosales; Rosaceae
Source: the annotation of a GenBank genome assembly
AUGUUGGAGCUCCGACUGGUUCAGGGGUCGCUGCUGAAGAAGGUUCUUGAGUCCAUCAAGGACCUCGUCAACGACGCCAACUUCGAUUGCUCCGCCACUGGCUUCUCCCUCCAGGCCAUGGAUUCCAGCCACGUGGCGCUGGUGGCGCUGCUGCUCAGAUCCGAGGGCUUCGAGCACUACCGCUGCGACCGCAAUAUCUCCAUGGGCAUGAACCUCACCAACAUGUCCAAGAUGCUGAAAUGCGCCGGAAAUGAUGACAUCAUCACCAUCAAGGCUGACGAUGGCAGCGAUACUGUCACCUUCAUGUUCGAAAGUCCCACGCAAGAUAAAAUUUCUGAUUUUGAGAUGAAGCUGAUGGACAUUGAUAGUGAGCACCUUGGAAUUCCGGAGGCAGAAUACCAUGCUAUUGUUAAGAUGCCUUCAGCUGAGUUUGCUAGGAUAUGUAAAGACCUCAGUGGCAUUGGUGAUACAGUUGUGAUAUCUGUGACCAAGGAAGGUGUGAAGUUCUCUACAAGAGGGGAUAUUGGCACUGCUAACAUCGUCUGUAGGCAGAACACUACAGUGGACAAGCCUGAAGAAGCAACAGUUAUUGAUAUGAAUGAGCCAGUUUCAUUGACAUUUGCUCUGAGGUACAUGAAUUCCUUCACAAAAGCGACCACAUUGUCGAACACAGUUACAAUCAGCCUGUCUUCUGAACUUCCGGUUGUGGUUGAGUACAAGAUUGCAGAGAUGGGCUACAUCAGGUUCUACUUGGCUCCUAAGAUAGAAGAAGAUGAAGAUGAGACGAAGCCUGAAGUUUGA